AAAGCAUGACAAGCUUAGAGUUAGAGUGAGCUCUUCCUGUUAUCAAGCUAAAAUAAUUACUGUUAGUAUAGUUACUUAAAAGUGUGAUAUUGUUCACAGAGACUCUCUUCAGUUGCAGAAGGUGAAGUGAUGCCUCAAAUCACUGCUGGUGUAAUUAUUCAGCUGACGCUCCUUCUGUCAGCUCUGCCUGCGCAAUAUCUCAUUUCCAAAUGGACAAGUGGGACUGCAGCACAACGUCACAUCGCUACGCAGAGAAUCCUGGACACAUGGGAAUUCAUGAGAAAAUCCUACUUGAACACAGCUGUUUGGGUUGAGUGGCUCCAUUCUUGGAUUCCUAAACUACCGUUCUUUGAAGAGGAGGCUGACCAACAGCAUGCACUGGAGGAAGCACUUGCGAUCGAGCUGUUAAUGCAAGAUAACAACGAUGGCUACUUUGCAGUCUCAGGGGAGGCACGAAGUCCCAGGCCAGCAUAUGUGCUGCACCGAGUAGGUCAAGUUGUUAUAGACGCACAGAAUCACAUGGUGGGGGUGAUAGUGGGCUGGGAUGCAGGACUCAGAGCUCCCCCUGAGUGGAUCAAGAGCAAGAAAUACACAGACUCAGAGCUGGAGAGGGCCAAGAAUACUCCACAUUACAGAAUCCUUUUCAGCGGACCUGAUUCCUUAUCACUAAUGAUUGGAUACAUUCCUCAGUAUAAUGUGAAUCUCUUCCGUGGCUUUAAGCCGGACAUCCCUACUUUAGAGCAGUAUUUUUCACACUUUGAUGGGGAAAGGUUUAUUAUGGAGGAGUGGUUGCAAGAAAUCUACCCCAAUGACUGAAAGGACAUCAGAAUUUGAGAGUAAAGAAUUUUACAGGUUUAAAAGGAAUCUGCACCUUUUGUUACCCUUCAUUGACAGUGUAAAUUCUUUUAAAACAAUGGAAGCAUUUUAAAUAAGACAUUUGUUCUACCUUAAGUGCAUUUCAGAAGGAUUUAGUAGCUUUUAACAGGGUUAUUGUGUACAGUUCUGUUCAUAAUCUUAAAUACAAGGCUACGUAGGAUAUGUAAUUUCUUUUAAGAUUGGUUUUGUCUUGUGGAAUACAUGUACAGUAAAUAUGUUAUGCAGCUUCCUCAGGGAAUAAAUGUGCAGAAUAAAAAG
Molecule: messenger RNA, 1134 nt
Organism: Xyrauchen texanus (razorback sucker)
Lineage: Eukaryota; Metazoa; Chordata; Actinopteri; Cypriniformes; Catostomidae
Exons: 7
Coding region: 130-816 (228 amino acids)
Molecular function (GO): DNA binding
Source: RefSeq, a predicted model, not a curated record